This is a messenger RNA of Gryllus bimaculatus (two-spotted cricket), 303 nucleotides long. The record is from the annotation of a GenBank genome assembly. NCBI's taxonomy places the organism in Eukaryota, Metazoa, Arthropoda, Insecta, Orthoptera, Gryllidae.
AAUGCUGAGUACGUUAAAUUGGCAGAUUAUUGCGCACCUGUGCCAGGGGGUCCAAAUUAUAAAAAUUAUGCGAAUGUUGAUAUUAUUGUGCAAAUAGCAAUUGAACAUGAGGUACAGGCUGUAUGGGCUGGAUGGGGCCACGCAUCAGAGAAUCCAGACCUUCCAAAUUGUUUGAAUGAACAUGGUAUUAUCUUUAUGGGGCCUCCUGCUAAAGCAAUGUGGACACUCGGAGACAAAAUUGCCUCUAGCAUUGUCGCUCAAACGGCUGAUGUCCCAACAUUACCAUGGUCUGGAUCUGGUGGG